AUGGAUCCCAACAACGCUGCGGCAAGCAGCGCCCACGACCUAAGCUCGCUUGAUCUGAGCUGUCUGAAUGAGGCCGAACGUAUCGUCAUCAACUCGUUCAUGCGUGGGCCGCACGCCCAUUUUGAGCACCUUGGCGUUGGGCCCAACGUCAAAUGGGACGAAAACCUGUCCAAGCGUGCCUUUUACCAUCUCGUGGCCAUCAAUCAUGCCACCCUCAAACUGCUCGUGGCGCAAGCCCGCCUCUGCUCCAUGCAGCAAAUGAAUGCCCCCAACCUCACGAAUGGAGCCAGCGCCACAGCCCUGGGCUCAUUGCACCCCUUCUCCUUGGGCAAUCCCGCCACCUCUGUCACCAUGGCCUCCAAUCCCCUCGCCAACGGGCCUGGCCUCCGCACUCAACUCAUGGCCCCGGACUUUGCUCUUGCUCUGCUUGGCAACGGCACCACCCCCCAUGCUUCUGCCGGUCUCGGUGCGCUCAAUCCCGGCCUGUACAACCCCAGCGCCUCGAUCCUCGGCGGCCCCUCCAGCUCGGGUGCCUCGUCCGUCCUGCCCAGCCCGUCUGCACAUACGCCCGAUGCCGCAACGGAUGCCAACCACCUUCCAAAUCCUGACCCAGCUUCUGGUCGCCAAGAACUCACCCGUGCCGGUCGGCCGGCGCGCAAAAAAAUGAAGGCUACUGCCCUCGAUGCGGCCCUUCGCACAGAGAUGCCAAACUGGCCCAGUGUGCAGGAUGAUUUUGUUCGGUGGACGCGCUUGGCUUGGUUUGAGGCUGGCUUCGCGUCAACCAUCAGUGAUGGCGCCAUCGGGGUGCAAACACGGCGCCCCUUCUCUCCCUUUCUGACAACCACCUUUGCUCAAGUGGGCGUGCAUUUGCCUUCCAUGUCCCCCAAUCUCCUGCGCGCCUUCAAUUCGUGGGUGGACAUGCAUUUGCGCUCUUUGCGAGAUCACUUCAAGGGGCGCAUUGACAAGCCCCACGCCGGUAAGGCCUCAUUGGCAGCCCGCUCACUGGAAGACACCACCUUUGUCAGCCUGACCGAGUUUAUCAACAACAUGUGCAACAGCUAUAACCUCAUCAACUCGGAGCUAAGCGUGGCAGCCGUACGCGCCCUCUGCAAGCUAUACCUCAAUGUUCGCAACAUGGCCACGGCAAAGGAUAGCGAGGGCGUCUUGCGCGUACAUAUCCGCGAUGCCUCCAAUCGCCAGCCACCCAACAUUUUGCGGGGCACCUUGCCACAAGAUCGCGAGGACGACGACCUUCUUACAUUGAUAACUGAGUGUGGAGCCAUUGACUUUGACUUGCCCACAGACACAUCGGAUACGAUGGCGCUGGCGGUGCUGAUGGUCAUGAGCACCAGUGCCACGACGCUGACGCUGGAUCAAGCGGGUUGUUUCAGCAGCUUGUCAGGUGCAGCCAGCGCGCAAGUGAACCUGUUGACCAACGUCACGUGCGAGUGGUUUAGUGUGACCAUGGUCACUGAAAGUGGCACGUCCACCAUCUCCCUUCCGAGUAGCACGCGUCCCAGUGCCCACAUUUCGGCUCAUGGCAAAGACUUUGCCCUCUCCUGGCCCAAGAUCACCGAGGGUCUGGAAAUCGACAUUGGUUUAACCUUGGAGUUGCAGCACAAUGUCACGCUAGACGCCUACGAGCUGCGCGCCAAGGUUGUCAAUCAUCGUCCCAAAGCCAAGGCCAGCCUGUGGCAGCUGGAGCUCAACUUGCGCAAUGUGCGACAACCCGAGGAUGGCUCUGCAUUCUUCCCCGCCGGGUAUGGCGUCCGCUACCAAGGCGCCUUUGCAGCCUCUGGCUCGUAUCCGUCGUCCGGCGCAACCAUGCAAUGGAUGGCGGCAGGGGGUGGGGCGGCCAACGAGGGGCAAGGCCUGUACUUGGCAGCUCACGAUGGCUAUGGAUACAUCAAGUUCCUCAAUGCGGCAGCCGUUGAAGACGUAGCCUCCCUCAGCAUCGUUUACCUGGUUGAGGAUGCUGGCCUGCCCUUUGCCGAAUCAACCAUGCCGUUUCCACUGACACUCGCCGUGGUAGGCGGCGGCGAUGACCUGUGGUAUCAGGCGGCGCAGAUGUAUCGAACCUUUGCGCUCGGCGAGGCCCAGUGGAUGCAGGCCGGUCGUCUGCACCAGCGACAAGAUAUCCCUGGCUGGUAUGUCAAUAACAGCAUCUGGAUCAAUAGCGGCUGGCAGUGCCACGACAUUUUCAACGAGACGCAAGGUGACCCCCACACGGUCCUGAACGUCACCCGUCGCAUCCGUGAACGUUUCAACACCAACAUGGCGCUUCACUGGUAUGAGUGGCAGCAGGGCCCAGAUGCGAAUGCAAGCGCGCGCUACCGCUUUGACACGCAUUAUCCUGAUUAUUUGCCGCCGCGCGGCGGUGACUACUUUGGCACCGUCGUGCGCGAGCUGGAGAAGGAAGGCGUUCACAUCUUCCCCUACAUCAAUGGUCGAAUUUUCGAUGUGGCCUCGACAUCAUAUGCCCAGCACAAUGGCAGUGAUCACUGCUGCCGCAAGGCCAACCCCAGUUUUGGAGCUGCCGACCAAUCCUUCUACGUCGAAAGCUAUGGCUCGGGCUCGACCUUCCACACGGCCGAUCCAACCGACAUCUACUGGCAAACUACCUUGGCCGACACGGUGGAUGCCUUGGUUAACACCUAUGGCGUGGAGGGCGUGUAUAUCGACCAGCUCGCAGCAGCAGCCCCGACGCCAGACUGGACGAGCUGGCAUAAUCACACGAAAGGAGGCGGCUUUUACUGGCGCACCGGCAUUGUGGACAUCAUCAAGGCCAUGCGCCAGCGCGUGGGCCCUACAGUUCCCCUGGUCACUGAGUCCAACAGUGAACCCUACAUGGAUGCAAUCAGCGGCUUUUUGACACUGGUGGCCUUUGAACCAGCCUUUGUGGGCACCAAGGCCUUGGUUCCAGCUUUCCCAGCCAUCUAUGGCGGUUACUUUGUGGGGUUUGGCGACAUUUUCAAUGCUGAGGAUUUGGCGGACCAAGACCCUUUGAUGGCACGAGUUGUGGCGCAAUUUGUCUAUGGCGCUCAGCUGGGAUGGUUCUCUUUGGGUGGCGUGACUUCAGGCCCGGACGUUGAUACAUCUUGUGGCAAGAUGGGCGAGUAUGAUCUCUGGAUGAGCGAGAGCAGCGACGCCAUCGUGGCGGCUGUCGAAUACUAUGGCAACCUGCGCGUUUGCCUGCUCGAGUACUUGGCCCACGGCCGCAUCCUGGCGCCGCCCUCAUUGUCACCUGCCCCAGCCGAGUUCAUGGCUGUGGAGACCGCCGUUCAGAAUGCCGGACCGUUCCCGAGUGCCAUGUCAGCGGUAUGGCUUCAUGAAGACGAAGCGAGCGCCGUUAUCAUUGUUGCUGGCGUUUUGGAUGCUGGGCAGACCUACAACGUGUCCGUCGACUUGACCUUUUCGCUACCAAGCCUUCACGAUCGUCAAGUGACGGUACAAGAAAUGUCCUGCGAUGGACUCUCCCAACAAUUGGACGUAAUGCCCGCCAAUGACAUCCAAAUCUAUGACGUGACACUCUCGGACCGCAACGCCCGCGUCUAUCGCGUCCACUUUGGUGCAUAA
Messenger RNA from Monosiga brevicollis MX1, 3576 nucleotides. RefSeq lists its product as uncharacterized. The record is from RefSeq and is a predicted model, not a curated record. The coding region runs from base 1 to 3576 and encodes 1191 amino acids. The transcript has 17 exons. NCBI's taxonomy places the organism in Eukaryota, Choanoflagellata, Craspedida, Salpingoecidae.